AUGGCCAAAAUCAGGCCUGCGACCCCUAAGUGCUAUACCUCUUCGCAGCAGACCCACCUACCCGAGCCGCCUCCUACAAACUCUCAAGAAACGACAGACAGCAUUGCGAUUGAGGGCUUCCAACCCGCGCUACCCAGCUUCGAGACAUCAUUCUUAGGGGGAGGGGGGUGGAAGCUGAUCGACGCAAUUGAAAGGCUCAUUGCCCACCAAGGCAGAGCUGCUGGAGGUUAA
Penicillium robsamsonii is the source of this 231-nucleotide messenger RNA. RefSeq lists its product as uncharacterized. Lineage: Eukaryota; Fungi; Ascomycota; Eurotiomycetes; Eurotiales; Aspergillaceae. Bases 1 to 231 code for a protein of 76 amino acids. The record is from RefSeq and is a predicted model, not a curated record. The transcript has a single exon.